This is a messenger RNA of Hyaloscypha bicolor E, 1140 nucleotides long. RefSeq lists its product as uncharacterized. Lineage: Eukaryota; Fungi; Ascomycota; Leotiomycetes; Helotiales; Hyaloscyphaceae. Bases 360 to 1025 code for a protein of 221 amino acids. The record is from RefSeq and is a predicted model, not a curated record. The transcript has 2 exons.
GCUGAGAAUAAGGGAGUCACACCUGCGUGUGUGUUGUUAAGCUAUCACAUUGCUCGAGGCAACUCUGUGCUUUCCAAAUCCAUCACCCCUGAAAGGAUAAAGGCCAACAUGCAGAUUGUGAAGCUGGACGAGGGCGACAUGAAGAUCCUGGAUGACUAUACGGCUGAAUUGACGAAACAGGGGAAGCUCACAAGAUACGUCUAUCCUGCCUUCGGAGUUGAUUUCGGAUUCCCAGACAAGUCAUAAUAGAGACGCCUCCGCACACGCUCUCGAACCAUGUGCGGUAUCAGCUGAGAGGAAUGCUUCUUAAGCGAGCACCUUCAAGAGCAUGAGACAAAUAGAAUAGUGGGAUCAAUUUGAUGGACAACCACCUCACAAUUUUUUUCUCACUUUUAUCAUCAGACCAAGACUGGGUUUCAGGUCGCGGUUUUCAUUAUCAUCUUCCACAUUACUACCUAAGGCUCCUAGUCGGCGUCUCACAAUCCAAACGAAAAAACAUAUUUCCACCAUUUUCCGCACUCAUCAAUUUCACCUCAGUCAUAACCAACAACAUUAACACACACCCCUCUCCCCUCUGGCCCCUUUCUACCUACUUCUCUCUUUCCCCUUCCCCUAUCCUCACCUCGCAUCUACAACAUCGCAAACAAAACACCAACAGCACCAACCAUAACCGCACUGAAGCUGAACUGCUUCUGAGCUGCCCCGCCAACCGGCACCGUGUACGUCGGCUUCGCAACCGACGUCGUCGUAUUCUGCCCUGCGUAAGUCGCCACGGUACUACUCGACGUCGUAAUCGGAUAACUCGGAGGAGGAGUCGAAGUCGAAGUCAAAACAUACCCCUCUCCGGAGCUGGUCAUCGAGGUAGGAACAGGGUAGCUCGGGUACGAGCUCCCUACAUGUCCACCCGGGGAGGACGUAGUCGAGGAGGUGGUGGUCGGCCAGGUUUCAUAGGGAGUCGGGGAUUCAUAGGGAGUCGAGGAGGAGGUCGUCUCCUCACUGGAGCUGGAGCAGGACGUCGUGCUUGAUGAUGGGGUCGGCGUCGAGGACGGGGUUGGGGUGCUGUAGUCGGACGUCGGGGGCCCCGACGUGUGGUGCGGGUAGCCCCAGGGGUUGGUGAAUGUGGGCCACCAUUCUUUCUCG